This is a messenger RNA of Orycteropus afer afer, 1562 nucleotides long. It is a transcript of the gene DEAF1, whose product is annotated as DEAF1 transcription factor. Gene Ontology annotation, molecular function: DNA-binding transcription factor activity, RNA polymerase II-specific; DNA binding. NCBI's taxonomy places the organism in Eukaryota, Metazoa, Chordata, Mammalia, Tubulidentata, Orycteropodidae. Gene Ontology annotation, cellular component: nucleus. The record is from RefSeq and is a predicted model, not a curated record. Gene Ontology annotation, biological process: regulation of transcription by RNA polymerase II.
GAAGACGGAGACUCGGAGGCGGAGCGUGAGACGCGGCGCGUGACGGCCGUGGCGGUGAUGGCUGCCGAGCCGGGGCACAUGGACAUGGGCGCCGAGGCCCUGCCUGGUCCCGACGAGGCCGCCGCCGCCGCCGCCUUCGCAGAGGUGACCACGGUGACGGUAGCCAACGUGGGUGCGUCCGCGGACAACGUCUUCACUACGUCUGUGGCGAACGCAGCGUCCAUCUCAGGACACGUUUUGUCGGGCAGGACAGCCCUUCAGAUUGGGGACAGUCUGAACACGGAGAAGGCCACCCUGAUUGUCGUCCACACAGAUGGGAGCAUUGUUGAAACCACCGGGCUGAAAGGGCCAGCGGCCCCUCUUACCCCAGGCCCUCAGUCUCCUCCAACCCCUCUGGUCCCUGGCCAAGAAAAAGGGGGGACCAAGUACAACUGGGACCCCUCGGUGUACGACAGUGAGCUCCCUGUGCGGUGUCGGAACAUCAGCGGCACCCUGUACAAGAGCAGGCUCGGCUCAGGGGGCCGGGGCCGUUGCAUCAAGCAGGGAGAGAACUGGUACAGUCCAACGGAAUUUGAAGCCAUGGCAGGAAGAGCCAGCAGUAAGGACUGGAAAAGGAGCAUCCGUUAUGCAGGAAGACCCCUACAGUGCCUCAUUCAGGACGGAAUCUUGAACCCUCAUGCUGCCUCCUGCACCUGUGCUGCUUGCUGUGACGACAUGACCUUAAGUGGGCCUGUCAGGCUAUUUGUACCAUACAAACGGCGCAAGAAGGAAAAUGAGAUGCCCACGACCCCGGUCAAGAAGGAUUCUCCUAAAAACAUCACACUGCUCCCAGCUACGGCUGCCACUACCUUCACCGUGACCCCCUCAGGCCAGAUCACUACCUCUGGUGCGCUGACCUUCGACCGGGCAUCCACUGUGGAGGCCACGGCUGUCAUAUCAGAGAGUCCAGCCCAGGGCGACGUCUUCGCUGGAGCCACAGUGCAAGAAGCAGGCGUGCAGCCCCCAUGCAGGGUCAGCCACCCAGAGCCCCACUACCCUGGCUAUCAGGACAGCUGUCAGAUGGCGCCGUUCCCAGAAGCUGCCUUGCCCACGUCUCAUCCCAAGAUAGUGUUGGCAUCGUUGCCUGCCCUGGCGGUCCCACCCUCCACCCCCACCAAAGCCAUGUCCCCCACAGUGGCCAGUGGGCUGGAGAUGUCGGAGCAGCGGAGCUGGCUGUACCUGGAAGAGAUGGUUACCUCCCUGCUCAACACGGCACAGCAGCUGAAGGCCCUGUUUGAACAGGCCAAACAGGCUAGCUCCUACCGAGAAGCCGCCGCGGCCCACGCCAAGGUCCAGGCGGACACAGAGAGAAAAGAGCAGUCUUGCGUCAACUGUGGCCGGGAGGCCCUGAGCGAGUGCACCGGCUGCCACAAGGUCAACUACUGCUCCACGUUCUGUCAGCGCAAGGACUGGAAAGACCACCAGCACGUGUGUGGCCAGUCGGCAGCGGUCACUGUCCAGGCGGAUGAGGUCCACGUUGAUGAGGGCGUCAUUGAGAAAGUCACCGUGUGAGGGACCUCCGG